AUGGACUUAUCCCCUGGCCUAGGGAACUUUUCUAAGCUGCCUUACGAGCUCCGCGAACUCAUCUGGCUCGAAUUCUUCCCUGUACCUCAUGAAGAUGAACCCGCCGCGGAGCUCAGCAUCCUUAAAGCUAGCAGAGCGCUGUACCACGAGAUAUCAGAUGUUCUCUUCUCAAAAACAAACAUGUGUAUCGACCUCUCGCCACCUCCAGGCGCCGGGGAGAACUUCUGGUGUGAUAUACGCCUUCAGCGGCGUGUGAGAAAAGAUACCCUCUGCGACGGAGGAGUAUGGACGCUUAGAAGCGAGUGGGAAUAUAGCAACUCCGACUUCGACCAUUUCCCUUUCCACAAGCUGGCUGCUAUCGAUAUCCACAUCUCUGGCCCGGAAGAUCCAGCUGGGCUCUUUUGGCGAUGGAGGAAUGUCGUUAGAACGCUUGAGAUGCUUGAAGGCUCAGUGCUCCCGCCCAUAACUAUUUGGCUGCUGGAGGGCAAGAAGUUGCGGCUGCGGACAAAUAUCUCGUUUGCUCAGAGUAUAUUGUCUAGAAGGAUUGAAGGCCAUGAUUCCCCUGAAUUUCAUCGUGAUAAAGAGGAGCUCCACUUACAGAUUGUUGAACAUUGGAGUUAUAUUCAUGACUGGAUGUUUUGGGGACAUGUAUGUGAAAGCAAAGUUGUAACCUUCUUCCAGAUUGAGUGGGAUGAUCAAACCUUCAACUCUAUCAUCGACAAGCCAAUGAAGGUAUCUACUGCUAUUAUUCGCUAA
This is a messenger RNA of Nannizzia gypsea CBS 118893, 756 nucleotides long. RefSeq lists its product as hypothetical. Bases 1 to 756 code for a protein of 251 amino acids. Lineage: Eukaryota; Fungi; Ascomycota; Eurotiomycetes; Onygenales; Arthrodermataceae. The transcript has a single exon. The record is from RefSeq and is a predicted model, not a curated record.